AUGUUAUCUGUUCCAUUAACUGGUUUACAUUCACAUAAAUUAAAACGUCAAACAAAUGUUGAAGAUGAUAUUGAUGGUCAACAAAAUCAACCAUUAAAAUCUCUUUUAUCAGAUAAUGAAUCAAAUUCAUCACGUUCACUUUCACCUAAUUGUCAUUUUGUUAUGGAUCCAGAAUCAUUAUCAAGUUAUUUAGAUAUACCUGAUACAUCAGAUAAUAGUCGACGAUCAUCAAAUAAUAGUGUUGUACGUUUUAUUCAACAUGAUUUAUCUGAUUUAUGUUCAAUUCUUGAUAUGACUAAUGAAUCAGAAAAUCUUGAAAAAGCAAUAAUUAAUAAUGAUAAAUAUACAGUACGUCGUAUAAUUGAUCUACAUGAAAAUAAAUUUAAUUUAAUAAAAGAUCAUCCAAAUAUAGGAAAAUAUUCGACAGGUUUUCCUAUAAAUAGAUUCCGAUCAAGUCAACCAGUUAUUUAUGGAAAUCAAUCAUAUUGUUCAACAUCACUAACAAGUUAUACUGAUUUAUUAGAAGCAUAUAGUAAACAAGCAUUAGUUAGUUAUGAAACUGAUGAUCCACCAUCAAUAUCAUCAAAUGAACAUCAUCGUUCAAUAAUUGAUAUAGAAAAUAAAAUUUUAACAUCUAAUACAGAUACAUUAUCAUCAAAAUUUAUUAUUAAUAAUUUUCAAUCAAAUCCAUCUUCGAUUUAUAUUUGUUCAUCUAUAAAUGAACAAUUUGAAAAUGAUUUUCGUUCAAGAUUAUCAUCAACAACAACAUAUAAUAAACAAACUCGACAAACAACAAAUGAUUCACCUAAUGAUGCACCUCCCAUUUUUAAAAAUAUUUUACAUGUUGCUAUUAUAUACGCUAAUGAUCUUAAUGAUCAUCUAUACAAACGAUUUUGUGAAUUAAGUCGAUUGGCGAGUAAUAUCGAAUGUAUCGAUCAACUGAUGGAUUUAUUGCGUAUGCAAAAUUCAAUAGAUGAAAUAUUGACUUUAAUAAGUCAAGCAACAUCACCACAACUACAUGCUAAAGUAGCUGAACUUAUUCAUACAUUAGUUAAUACAUGUUAUCAAGAAUUUCUAGGUUCUAAUGAUAAACGUGAUAAUAUUGAAAAUUUUGAAAAUCAUACAAAAAAAUUAUUAGAUAUAUCAUUAAAAUUGUUAUCAAAUGAUAUGCCUUCAAUUCAAUAUAUAUCAUUAAUAACAAUAAAUCGUUUAUAUGAUAUAUAUGUAUAUCAUAAUUUAUUAAAUCGUGCUAAAUAUAAUGCAUGUUAUAUACCAUCAUCACGAAGAGAAUUAAAUAAUCAUUUAAUUAACAAUUUUAAUUCGAAUUUAUAUAAAGAUUCAACAAUUAAAUAUUCAAAUAAUCCUACAAGAAAAUCAUCAAAAUUAUCAAAUAUAUUACGUAAAAUUUCAGGUGAAAAUGAUAAAAAACGAGUAUCAACUAUUGUUAAACAAGGAAAUUGUUGUAGAGAAGAUAUAUCAGAAAGAAUUUCAGAUUGUUCAAUUAAUAAAGAUAUAUCAAAUGAUAAAUCAAAACGAUGGAUUCCAUUCAAUAAUAAUGAUUAUAUUGAUCAAUCAUCAUCAACAAUAAAAUCAUCAUCAACAAUAAAAUCAUCAUCAACAAUAAAAGAAUCAACAUAUGAUUUAAAUAAUAAUAAUUUAUUUAAAUCAAAUAUAAUUAAAUCGGAAAAUAUUGAAAAUAAUUCAAAUGAUAAAUCAGAUGAAAUAUAUCGAUAUGAACCAUUUUCAAAUAUAUAUCAAAUAGAACCAACAGUUUUAUUAGGUUUAAUCAGUAUACGUUUAGAUUGUCAUAGAAAAGAAUUUAAUAAUCGACCAAAAUGUCUACCAUCAACACGUUCACCUUUAUGUACACAUCAUUGUGUUACUAUAUUAGCAGCUAGAUUAUUAACUAUACUUUCUCAAGAUCAAAUUUUUCAAUCAAAAAUUAUUUCAACAAAACAAAAUUUUUCUUUUAUUAUUGAUAUAUUAAAUAUUAAUAAUGAUCCGCAUUUAAUUUGUUUAAUUUUACAAACAUUGGGUAUUAUUGCAUUAAAUCCUUCAUAUCAUCAAGUUUUAACUCAAGCAGAUAUUCCUGAUACUGUUUUACAUUUAAUAUUACCAGCUGAUGAAAUGUUUUAUACAAAUCAAACAACUAAAUUUGCUCGUUAUGUUAAACAUCUUGGAGCAAGAAUACUUGUUUAUAUGGGUUUAUUAACAAAAAUUAGUAAUAAAGUUAAUUUAUUUGAUAUACUUGAUAUUGAAGCCGACGGUAUUGAUAGUGAAAAACCUCAAUCAUUUGAAAAUAAUUUUGUUCAUCAUAUGGCUAUUGGUGAAACCAUUGUUGGAACAUUAUGGACAUCAUUUGAUGGAAUUUCUAUUGAAAAAUUACUUGAUCAAUUACUUAAAAAUGGAAUAAAUCAAAAAAAAGCAUUGUCAAAAGAAAGUGAAGAUCUAUUAGAAGAUCGAACAAGUCGAAGAUCAUCAUCAACAAUGAUUAAUUCAAAUGAUAAUCUUCUUUAUAAUCUUUCAUAUUUAUCAUCUGUGAUACAUCCUGUUAUUAUUAUUCGUUUACUUCAACAUAGAAUAUUUACACCAUUAUUUAAAAAAAAAUCUUCAAAUAUUAAUUCAACAAUUGAAUCAAAUAAAAAUAUUUCAACAUUAAAUAAAUCUGAUAAAAUAUAUAAAACUAGAUCAACACCAACACCAACACGAACAACAUCAAUAUCAAAUAAAAUUAUUAAAAAUCCUCAAUUAACUAUAAAUAAUGAUUUAUCAUCAAUAAUAACAAAUAAUUCUAAUCAAUCAACAACACGUAAAUGGUUUUGGAAAAAUAGUGAAAAAUCCAAUCAAUUAAAUGAUCGUAAUUUAUUAUUAAAAAAUUUUAUUGAAAAUGAUUUAAUAUCAUCAUCAUCAGGAUCUUUAUCUAAAUCAGGAAAAAGAAUUCAUCCUAUUGGAGAUAUUAUUUCAUUUGAAAAAGAAUUAUUAAAUUUACCAUCAUUUCAAUUAAGUGAUUCACAAAAUCCACUUUUACCAAGUCCAACUUGUUUAAGUUAUGAUUUUCCAACACAAUUUUAUCAAAUUAAUUCAAAUGGAAAUAUUCUUAUUAAUCAAAUUAAUUCAACAUCAAAUAGAAAUAUUGAUUCAACAUCAAAUAGAAAUAUUGAUUCAACAUUUUUUUUAGAUCAAUCAAAACAAACUGAUCAUCAUUUAAAAUCACCAAUGAUCGAAAAUGUUGGUAGAAAUAAUUUAUCAUCAUUUAAUAUUCCAUAUGUUUCUGUUCGUACUCCAUCUAAUGAUAGUAAUGAUUUAUUAACAAAUCGAAAAUCUAUAUCGAAAUCGAUAUCAUCAUCAAAUAAUAAUUAUAAUAAAGAUAAAUAUUUUCCUAAAAGAAUGAAAAAUUUGUUUCGUUCAUCAAAAACAAUUGAUAAUAUAUCAAAUAAAUUUGUUAAUCAAAAUAAUAUAUCAAAAUCAAAAUCAAAAUCAAAAGAAUAUUUAUUUUAUUUAUCACAUUCUCAACCAAUUGUUAAUCAAUAUAUUGAUAAUAAUGAACAAAUACCAUUAAUUCAAGAUGAAUGCAAUAGAAAUAAAUCCAAUAUAUUAUUUGAAAAUAAAAAAAUUGAUUUAAAUAAAAAAGGAAUUAAUUUAUCGGUUAAUAUUGAUUGUUUAUAUCGUAGUCAUUCAUGUAAUGAUGGAAUAAUUAAAAAUUUUGAAACAAAUUCAAAUAAACGAAGAUCAUUACCUUCAUCAAAUAGUAGAAUAUUAUCAGAUAGAAUUAAUUUAUAUUCAGAAAAUAAAUAUUCAAAUGAUAAUAAUAAAUCUCAAGAAUCAAUAUGUAGUUAUGCAUCACAAAUUGAAAAAGAACAUUCAAUUAAAUCAUUUAUUAUAGAAGAAUCAUCAAAAAAUCCAUAUAGAAAACAAGAUAAUGAUGUUCUUAUUCUUAUAGCUAGUUGGAUUUUAAGAUCACCUGAAGAUUUUCAAGAUUAUCUUGUACAAAAAGAAUUAAAAAGUUUUUUUAGUUUACUUGAAUCAUUACGUAGUUCAUUUCGUAGUUGGACAAGUCAAAUAAAAGAAAUACUUGCUAUUCAAGAAACAGAUAUACCAUUAGGUAAACAAAUAGAUGAUGUAACUAGUGAUGAUAUUAAUAGAGAAUAUAUUAAAAUCCAAAGAGAUAUUGUUUCGGGACGAUUAAUUUGUUCAAAAGAAGAAGCAUCAACAUUAGCUGCUCUACAAUUACGUCUUCAAUCAUGGCCAGAAGAAAAUCUUGAUCUUAUUCAAGAAGAUGAUUUUGAUACAUUAAAUAUAAGAUUAAAUGAUAAAAGAUCAUCAACUGUUAAUUCAAUUGGUUUAUAUUCUCAAUCAUCAUCAUAUUCUGAUAGAAAUAUAUUUCGUUUAAUUAAUAUUCGUUUAUCUAAUAUAUAUUGUUGUAAACGUAUUGACUCAAAUAGUCAUAAAUCAAAAAAAGAAUAUCUUCCACAAAAUUUUCGUCAUAGUAAUCAAAUUUAUAAAUUAAUUAAAGAUAAACAACGUAAAUUAUUUCAUAUAAAUGAUUAUGAUAAUCCAACACGUUUAAAAGAAUGUUAUAUUCGUUUAUGUCGAAAUUUACCUGGUUAUAAUGCUGAAAUUUAUCUUGUUAAAGAAAUUUAUGAAAAAAGAUCAAAACGAAAAGGGAAUAAACUUCUUUGUAUUCGUUGGGAUAAAAUAUAUUUAUUAGAUAUGAAAACACGUAUUAUAUGUAAAGAACAACGUAUAUCUGAUGUUGAACAUUGGAUAACAAGUGGAAAUGAUUUUAAUUCUGGAAUAAAUCAAUUUAUUUUAGAAUUUCGUAAUAAAACAAAAUGGAUUUUACAAAUAAAUCGAACAGCUGAUUUACGUGCAAUAACUGUUUAUUUAUGGAAAUUAGUUAAUGUUGAACGUUUUGCUUUACUUGAUAAACAUAUUCCAUUAACUUCAUCAUUACGUCAAUAUUCUUUAAGUCAACAACAACAACAAAUAAAUUCUUCAAUAAAAAUCUCAUCAACAAAUAAUUUAAAUAAUAUAAAUAAUAAAUCAUCAACUAAUUAUUUAAAUGAACAUUUUAUAAAAAAAGAUAAUAUAGAAAAUAAUCGUCGAAAAACAUUAACAGGAUCAAUAAUAAAUUCAUCAUAUAUGAAUAAAUGUGAUAAUAGUCAACCAUAUUGUUUUUCAUCAGAUCUUGAAGAAUUAAAAAAUUUAUUUGAUUUUCCUGAAGAAGUAGCUAUACGUUUAACUGAUAUUGAACAUGAAAUAUUUCUUAGUGUACCACCAUUACAAUAUUUAAGACAUUUAACACUUGAUAUUCAAUAUUUAUCUACAAAUGACAAUUCUACACAAGGAAAAAAUAUUCCUAUUCUUGUACAACGUUUUCAAGCUGUUGGAUCAUUUAUUCAACAAUUAAUUGUUUCUCAAACUAGUUUUCAACAACGUAAAGCUCUUCUUGCAUCAAUACUUCGAUGUGCAAUAACUUGUUGGUAUAUCGGAAAUUUUAAUAGUGCUAUGCAAAUUUUAGCUGGAUUAAAAAUCGAAGCAUUUCGUCCAUUAUGGUUAACAAUAACUGAUGAAAUGUCAGGUUUUAAAUUAGUUAUGGAUGCAUUUAAUUCAAAUGAAAAAACUCCUCAAUAUUGUGAUGCUGUUAGUCGUGCAUUGGAUAUUCCAACAUGUAAAGUAGUACCUUUUUUUGGUACUUUUCUUAAAGAUCUUCGAACAAUAUUAACCAGUGUACCAAGUAUAACUGUUUUAUCUAAUAAAAAUACACAAAAACCAACUGAAAAUGUUGUAGAUAUUCAAAAUCCAGAUCAUUAUCAAACACGUAUUGGUGUUGGUGGUUUAAUAAAUACACGAAAAAUGGAAGUUGUUAAUAUGGUAUUAAAAGAUAUAGCAUUAUUUCAUAAUCGUCAUCGUCAUCAACCAUUAUUUAAAUGUUGUUAUGAUAUUGAUUAUAAUAAAUAUCCAUUAGAAUCUUUACUAACAGAUAUAAAAGAAAAACAUUCAUCUACAGUUAAUGUUCCACCUGAUGAUAAUUCAAUAGAUAAAUGUAAAGUUCUGUAUAAUCGUAAUAAAUCAUAUCGAUGUCAAUCAAUAACAACAAAUGAAUUCGAUGAAAAUGGUAUGAAAAAUGUUUCAAUAAAAUUAAUUGAUGAUAAUGAUAAAUCUUCAAUAAGUAAAACAAAUAUUGAACGAUAUCGUUCAAUACUUGAUAUUGAUGAAGCAGAAACAUAUUAUUGUUUAAAUGUAUCUUUUUAUCAACCAAUUGCAGAAAUAAAACAUAAUCAUCAAGUUUCUUUAUUAUCAAUGCAUCAUAUUAUUGAUUUUAAUUAUUUACAAAUGCUUAGAAAUGGUACAACAUUAAUUCUUUAUGAUGAAGAUACAAUGCAUACAUGUUUAGUUACUCUACGACUUGAACUUGAUAAUUCGACAUUGACUUGGACAAAACCUUGUUGGGAUAAUAAUAGAACAGUUGAAAAUGUUAAUAUAACAAAUAAAUUGUCAAGUGAAUCAUCAUAUAAAUCAAUAUUACAGAAACGUUAUGUAUUUCGAGAUAUUGCUUUUGUUGAUAUGGAUGAAGGUUUUAUUCAAUUAAAAUAUAUAAAACAUAUUCGAUCUGGUAUUAUUCAUUGUGAUCUUCUUCCUAUUAUAAAACGUUAUAAAUUAGAUCAUAUAACUAAUUCAGAAAAUUCUUUUACUAUUAUUUAUGGUCAAUCAAUUAAUGAAAACAAAACUCUUUGUUUUAUAAGUCCAAAAUUGAGUUCACAAAUUUGGUAUUCAUCUAUAGAUAAAUUAAUAAAAGAAUAUGGUAAACAUCGUUUAUGUACUGAUAGACGUAUUGUUUGGCUUAAAAAUCAAUAUAUUUCAUAUUAUCAUGAAAAUGAACGUUUUCAAGGUCCAACAGCAAUAAAUGCUGUUCUUUUAUUUGGUGGAAGACAAUGGAAUUCAAAUUCAUUUUUUUCUUAUCAACGUGAUCAUUUAUCAUCAAAAAAAUCUUAUCAAUUUAAUAAAUCAUCCUCUUAUACACCUUUGAUAAAACGAUAUCAAGUUCAACAGGAUCGUAAAGGAAGUAUUUGUUUUGAAUGUGAAUCAAAAGAUGGAUUAAAAUGUGAAGAACAUAAAUCAAGAUUAUUAUCACGUAAUAAAUGUAAAAAUGUUGAAUAUAAAACAAAAUCAUCACUUGUUUUUCAAACUGUUAAAUCUUGUCGAUUAUUAAAAGAACAUAAAAUAUCAAAUAAACAAAAAUCAAUAUUAACAACAAAUCAUUCAAUAUAUCAUAGACGAAGAUCAAAAAAUAGUUUAAAUAAGAAAAAUGUUAAUAAUAGAAUAAAUAAAGAAUGUUUAUCAUCACCAUCAAUUAUAAAUGAAAGUUUUAUGAAUUUUAUUGAAUUUGUUCAAUUAUUUAAAUCAUUUUAUUUUCAUUGUCGACGUGAUUUAAAAGAUUUAUUUGAUAAAUUUGCAUCAGAAAUAAAUAUUGAACAAGAUAAUAAAAUAAAAGAAGAAUAUAAUUAUGAUUUAUUAGAUAUUCAAAGACAUUUAACAGGUUUAAUAACACGAAAUAUUGUUGAAAAUUGUAAUGAUUCAAAUAUAAAUAGAAUUUAUGAUAUGAUUGCUAUAUCAUCAAUACCUUGUUAUGCAAUUAGUACACAUACACCUAGAAAUUAUCUUAUUACAAUUCAACAAUUUAGACUAUUUUUACUUGAACAUCAAAAAGAAGAGAAAAAUUUCGAUGAAAUUCAACAAAUUAUUUAUCGUCAUGAACCUAAUCGAGAAAAUCGUUUGAAUAAAGUUCUUUCAUUUGAAGGUUUUUCACGUUAUCUAUUAGAUAAAGAUAAUUAUGCAUUUAUUAAUGAAUAUACAAAAGUUAAUGAACAAGAAAUGAAUAAUCCAUUAUCAUAUUAUUAUAUAGCUUCAUCUCAUAAUACAUAUCUAACAGGACAUCAAUUACGUGGUGAAUCAUCAGUUGAAAUGUAUCGUGAAGUAUUAUUAUCUGGUUGUCGUUGUAUUGAACUUGAUUGUUGGGAUGGUGAUGAUGGUUAUCCAGUUAUUUAUCAUGGACGAACAUUUGUUAGUAAAAUAUCAUUUAAAUUAGUUGUUGAAGUUAUAAAUGAAAGUGCUUUUCUAACAUCUCCAUAUCCAGUUAUUUUAUCAAUUGAAAAUCGUUGUUCAUUAAUUCAACAAUCACGUAUGGCACAAAUAUUUGUUAAAGUAUUUGGAGAUAAAUUAAUUAAAAAAUAUUUAUUUGAAACUGAUUUUAAUGAAGAUUCAUUAUUACCAUCACCUAAUCAAUUAAAAUAUAAAAUAUUAAUUAAAAAUAAAAAAAUAAAUAAAAUUCAUUCAACAACACAUUUAGGAAAACAAAAAUUACAAUUAACUGUUAAUUAUAGAAAUUCAAUUUAUUCAUCACCUGAUGAUAAUGAUGAUGAUGAUGAUUCGGAUGACGAUUUUAUUAUUGAUGAUUUUAAUUAUCAACAAUAUCAAAGACAACAAUCACAUAGAUCAAAUUCAGUUACUGAUUCACCUAUUUAUCAAUUUAAAAAAAAUUUUAUUAAUCAAACAAAUUAUCAACAUACUCAUCACGAUUUAUUAUAUCAACAACGGCGUUAUACGAUUACAAAUAAUCAACCACGACAACGUUUAAAAAGUAGUAGUUCAAUCGAUGCUAAUCAUAUUAUUAAACAAAAUAAAUCAAAUAAUCUUAUGGCUAAAAUACCAACUAUAUUAGUAGCGAAAGAACUAUCAGAUAUUGUUAUUUAUACACAAGCUAGCAAAUUUAAAGGAUUGACUUGUUCAUCGAUUUCAGCAAGUUCAAUUGGUAUAAAAUAUGUUCGAAAAAGUGGUAAACGUAAUAUUCAACAGCUUGUUGCUCAACCAAGUACAACAAGUACUGAAAGUUCUCGAUCGGUUGAUCAAGUAUCCCCAUGUCAUCAAGUUGUAUCAUUAAUUGAAAAUAAAGCAAAAAAAUUAUGUAAAAAUCAAGGAAUAGAUAUGAUAUCACAUACUGAAACUCAACUUGUUCGAUGUUAUCCAAGUGGAUUUCGUGUUGAUUCAUCCAAUUUUAAUCCAUUACAUUUAUGGACAUAUGGAAUUCAAUUGGCUGCAACAAAUUAUCAAACAUUAGAUGCUGGACAAAUUCUUAAUUUAUCAAUGUUUGAACAAAAUGGUAAUUGUGGUUAUGUUCUUAAGCCAAAUGUUUAUUGGGAUAAAGAACAUCCACAAUAUAAUCGUUUUAAUCCAUCUAUUAUCGAACGUGAAGGUUCUUGUUUAGAAUUAACAAUAACAAUAAUAUCUGGUCAAUAUUUGACACAAAAUACUGGUUCAACAACAAGUGUUUAUAUUGAAGUUGAACUUAUUGGUAUUCCAAUUGAUUGUUUAUCAAGAAAAACUAAACCAUCAGUUAAAAAUUCAUUAAAUCCUAUUUGGCAAGAAACAUUUAUAUUUCAGUUGUUCUUGAUCGAAUUAUCAUUUAUACGUUUUAAUGUAUACGAUACUGGAAGUAAUCAUUUAAUAUGUCAACGUGUAAUGCCUGUUAAAUGUCUUCGACCUGGUUAUCGACAUGUUCGUUUAAGAGAUCCAACAAAUAUUCCAUUAGAAUUAACAACAUUAUUUAUUUAUUCGAAAAUAAGUGAAACAAUAUUAAUUCGUAGUUCAGAAACAGAUAUAUCAACAUCAAAUACUCCACAUUUAUUUCGUAAUAGAAUAUUAAGACGAACACCUGAUACAGCUGAGAUUGUUGGUACAAGUCGUGAAUCAAUUCAACCUAAACAUAAAAGAUUUGAAGUUAAAGUUUAUGGUAAAGAUGGACGUGACGAAGAAUUUCGAUCAUUUGCUGUAACACAAUAUACAACUGUUGAAGAACUUAUCGAAAUGAUAGCUAAAACAAAUGAUUUUAUUAAAGUUGAUGAAACAAUAAAUGAUAUUAUAUUAACAGAAUCAUCAAAAACAUGGAAAAAAAAAGGUUCAUCAUCAAAACAUACUGAUAUAUCACCUCGAAUACUUGAAAAAUAUGAACGAAUUCUUGAAGUAAUCGAUCGUGUUGGUCGAGAAACAGUUAUUCUAUGUAAAAAAAAAACUCAAACAUCACAUUUAUUACAUUCAGGAUUUAAUAAUGAAAAUUGGGAAAAUAGUGAUGAAACAUUUGUUGUUACUAUCUAUAAUAUAUCAUCUAUAGAAAAACAUAUUAGUUUUCGAAUACCAAUUAAUUCAACUGCUAAUCAUCUUAUUACACAAUUAAUGAGAAAAAUCUAUCUAAAUGGUGUAUCAAAUGAUUAUGGUCUUGUUGAAGAAAUAAAUCUAAAUGAAAUAAAUAGUCGAAUACCAAUAAAACGUCGUUUAAUAAAUGAUCAAGAAAAUCUAUAUGAAAUUCAACGUUUAUGGACAUCAACUAAUUCAAAAUUUAUUUUAGUUAAAAAAUGUCAAUAUUCAAAAAUAAAUAAUAAGAAAUCUUUUUUUCGAUCAUUAAAUAAACAAAUAUCUAUUGAUCAAGAUUUACAUCAAGAUGAUCAAUUUAAAUCAGGAAUAAAUAAUAAUUUAACAUUAAAUAAAAGUUUAUACAAUAAUCGAUCUACAAUUUCAUCAACACAAUCAUUAUCUAAAUAUAAUCAAGCUAAACGUUCAUUCAAAACAUUUUUUUUAACAACCAAAUCAUAA
Messenger RNA from Rotaria sordida, 10647 nucleotides. NCBI's taxonomy places the organism in Eukaryota, Metazoa, Rotifera, Eurotatoria, Philodinida, Philodinidae. The record is from the annotation of a GenBank genome assembly.